AUGGAUUUGCGAAAUCAUAGACUCUUCAGGCUGAAGAAGACGAACCUAUCAAGGUCUUCGUCAAUAUCUACGCCGAGUCUAGGACCGUUCGAAGCGACGACUGGCGGAGAGAUGGUGUCACGGCGUCGAAUCCUGUCGCGUUCCCGCGAUGAUCUCACUCAGGCUUUCGCCACACAAAUGGAGGAAGAAGAGGAUGUCUGGUAUCAGAAAGAUAAACUGUAUAAGGGGGUCAACUCUGACCCAUUGAUCGAGAUCGUGACCGGUGAACAACAAUGGUGUAUUACAGCACUGCAAAUCGAUGGCGAAUUCACUAUGACCUUACUUACCAUACAAUGUCAAGAACACAUACAAGAGGUUUUAGACAAAUGGACUCAAAUCGACGAUGAGAUCUGGGCGAAGGUUAUUGUAUUUGAAAAGAAUCGGAGAGUGGCAAAGGCAUACGCUCGUGCGCCUGUGCUCACUAUCAACGGUUCUGAUGAUGGAUUCGAUGGAAUGAGAAUUGGCCUUUGCGGAUUCGACAACCCACAUAGAGAUCAAAAAACUGAAGAACUCAAAAAACACAUAGGACAGGGUGUUAAAAUAAAAAUGGAUGAUGCUGGGAACAUACUCAUCAGACGCUAUUCCAAGAGUAGCGUGUUUGUGAAGAGUACUGCUGCCACCAGCAACGAGGAGACAGCGAUCGGGCAGGAUAUAGUCAAACUGCCUGGUUAUUCUUUGGAACAGGAAAAGAUAUUUAAGCUAUUCGACAUGAAGAAAUUCCAAUCCAACGUGAACAGGGAGUUGCGACGUGCGUACCCUGACCGGAGGCGGCUGGAGACUCAGUGCCUUAGCGCUGUAGCCUUCGUUAAGUCUGAUAGUGAACUUCUGGAGUGCCCUAUAUGGGUGCUGGUCAUCAAUGUUGUUGCUAUGGAUAUGCUCAAAUCAAAGUUGCCGCCAGUUCAAAGACCUAUGGAUAUAAAGAACAGACCUCGCAUCCCAAUACCUGAUGAAGAUCCUUACAGCAUUGCUAGCUCCAACGCUAACGGUUCAGGUUCUAGUGGUAGUUCUGGUGGAUACGGACAUAAUGGACAUAACGGGCAUAACGGACACAAUGGCCAUAAUGGCCACAAUGGCCACAACGGCCACAAUGGUCAUGGAGUCGUUGCUGCAACAAGGGAGCAACUUAUGAUGCAAAUGGGACAGAGGAGAGGCGAUAAGCCUCCAAAACUACCACCUAGGGAAAAUGGCUACGGUCCAGCCGAUAUUCCAAAGCCGGACUAUGACGAUAUUGAGGUUAACGAACGUGUUCCGACACAGUUCCCCAGAGGAAAAUCUGACAAAGGAAAAGAUAACAAAAAAUACGAUGAUCCUUACUAUUGCGGAUUGCGCGCCCGCGUUCCCAACUUCGUGAAGGCUACAGGCAAGCACGUCCUGCCUGCGAUGACUGAGCGGCUUACCCUGAAGGAGACGCCUGUACCCAUGCCAGUGCCCAGCAAGCGUUUCAGCGUCGCCCAUCCCCACGGCUUCCCACCCCAAAUGCCCUUCGCACACCCCAUGCAGCAAGCGCUGUGGCACGCGCGCUCCUACGAAAGUGGAAUCGAUGGGGAGCAUUACGAUCCUUACGCGCUGUAUGGACGUUUGCCCGCAGGACGCUUCCCGCCACCCCCGGCGCCCAACGCGCGACAUAUGUUCAUUGGAGAAUGGGACUAA
Molecule: messenger RNA, 1689 nt
Organism: Danaus chrysippus (African queen)
Lineage: Eukaryota; Metazoa; Arthropoda; Insecta; Lepidoptera; Nymphalidae
Source: the annotation of a GenBank genome assembly